Molecule: messenger RNA, 1758 nt
Organism: Erpetoichthys calabaricus (reedfish)
Lineage: Eukaryota; Metazoa; Chordata; Cladistia; Polypteriformes; Polypteridae
Exons: 5
Coding region: 670-1353 (227 amino acids)
Cellular component (GO): cytoplasm; membrane
Source: RefSeq, a predicted model, not a curated record
CCAUACAGAGAAUAACUUCGAUCAUUGUUAAAUGUAUGGAUUUCGGCAGUAUCGUUAUCAUAAUUAUAUUUUCAGAACUAUCUUUAAAAAUUUGGAAUUAAUCAUCCAGGCUGGUUUACGAAUGCAUGUAAGCCACUUUUAUCAAAUGUGAAUUCCUACUGCCAUCGACUGGCAAGCCACGAGUAGUGCAACUAAAAUGUUGCAGCGUAGGCGAGUGUCAAACGAAGUAAAGAUCCCUGACACACGAAAUUGAAACUGGCGACCGAAGUAAAAGACGGGACAAGGGCAGGGAAGCCCAUUUCCUAUUAACCCUCUGUUAUCUUAUAUCCUUUUAUCGUUAGUAAUAAACAAUCGAUAAAUAUGACCUCAUGCACAAAAUUGCGCAAGCACCGUUCGAUCAGAGGUCUCUCCAAAGUAAUUAAAAGACGUUACCGUCCAGCAUCCCAACAAAGUGAAAGCAGCCGUCUAUUAAUGGACUAGGCCCGUAAUGGGAUCCGAGAUAUAAUUAGCACGGUUCAGCUGUCUUGUAAGACUCCGUCCGUCCCUGACUCUUUUCCUUGUUUGUGCCGAACAAGAAGGUUGUGUUGCAACACACAUGAGAAAUAUUUUCCAUCACCUUUCCUUGGAUUCUGCCUGUACAGUGUGUUAAAAAUUAAUAAAUUACCAAUUAUGCACAAAGUUCGCUCCCUCUUCCAGGCCUAUCCCUGGGGGACUAAUGUUGCUGCUUAUACAGCACUGUUUGCUGGUGCUGAUUUACUCCAGCAAAGCAUGCUGGGAGAAGACCAAAAGAUGCAAAAUUCAGAAAGAGUGCUAGAAGAGCCAGGUGUCAUGACUGAAAGAAUGAGACCAGCAUCUGAGCUGUUGGAUGGAAGGAAAAAAGUAGAUCUCUACCAGACAGCAAAAGUCAGCCUAAUUGGAUUGUGCUUCCAUUCCAACUUCAAUUUCUUUUGGCUGAAUUUCUUGGAACGGGUUUUCCCAGGAGUGAGACCAUUAAGCAUUGGAAAGAAAGUGAUCAGUGACCAGCUGGUGGCUGCUCCAAUAACAAUAGCAGCUUUUUAUACGGGGCUGAGCAUUCUUGAUAGGAAAGAUGAUGUGUUCCAAGAUUUACAUGACAAAUUCUGGCCUUCAUACCAGACAGGGAUUAUCUAUUGGUCAUCGAUGCAGGUGGUGAAUUUCUCCAUUGUCCCCCCUUUCAUGAGGACAGCAUUUAUUGGGGCAUGUGCUUUUAUAUGGACCUCAUUUUUGUGCUAUUUCAGAUGCCAUGACACCGAGCAAGUCCUACGAGCUUUCAAAGAGUCUAUUCCAAUUUACCUUAGCCCUUCCAGACCAGAGAAUGCCAAACUAGAAAAGUGAAAGGGGAAAACGGUCUAACCAGAUCAUUCCAGCAAAAUCAUACCCAAUACAAUUUUGAUUUGUUUUAUUUACUUUUUAUAGUCUAAUGGUUUAAUGUGUAUAAGUUUACUUUAAAUAUUAGUGCAUUAAACAAAUAUAGCAUUAGUACUCAACUGAGCCUGCUGUUCUUCUUUUCUAUUUUUUAUCUUAGGCAUUGAAACAGGUUCCACAUAUUGAGAAUGUCAAGUCUUACCUUAUUUUAAGAGUUUUGACCUUUUUUACAAUAUGACUAAAUAAUUGCUCCAGGGGCGCUGUACAAUGGCUGACCCUGCGCUCUGACCCCAAGGGGUAUGCGAAAAGAUGCAUUUCACUCCGUGUUGUCCUGUAUAACUACAUAUGUGACAAUAAAUCAAUAAUUAAUGAGAA